GGCAGCGGACGUGCUCGUUGCUGCAUUCUCCCCGACUUAUGAUGCUGAAAUGAAAGACUCGAUAUUCUGCUUUAUACCUCGCGGCAAUACCCCAUGGACGAGACGAAUCUUCGACGCUAUUAUCUCGGGUUGCAUCCCCGUUGUCCUGUCCAACGCUAUAGUAUUCCCGUUUGAGUCCUUGCUCGACUGGUCGCUGUUCACGAUCAAGCUUCCAGAGAGCUACGUCGUGACGCAACCCAAAAACAUAAUCGGUCUCCUGCGUC
Molecule: messenger RNA, 263 nt
Organism: Perkinsus marinus ATCC 50983
Lineage: Eukaryota; Perkinsozoa; Perkinsida; Perkinsidae
Exons: 2
Molecular function (GO): glycosyltransferase activity
Source: RefSeq, a predicted model, not a curated record